AUUUCCAAAAGGAUGAUUUUAGUGUGAUUAAGAUUGACUGAUUAGACCCUACUACAUAAUAUAUAAGUUUUUGAAGCUAUAUUCAAAGGUUAGGUGUUAGGUUUACUGAUGUUUUGGUUAAUAAAAACAUUUUAAAAGGUAUAAGAUCCUAUUUAAUUAUAAUAGGCUAAUAAAAAUAAUUUAUGAGAAACAUCUAAUCUUGUUCAUGUUUCAGAAGAAUGCUGCCAAGGGGGAAACUGUUGGUUGCCUUGGUGACAGGAAAAUCGGAACAGAGCCUACCUGCUCUUGAACAAGUUUAUAAAACACCACAAUCGGACUUCUCUGUUGCUGUAAACAAUGUACAAGAAGGCAAACUAUCUGCUUCAGAGGACUACAAAGGCAACUUACCUACUGGUGAAACCAAUGAAGUGGAACUACCUAGGCCUAUUGCUAAUAUUACUAAUGAGAGAGUACUCUCUGCAAGGAACUUUCCUGAAUCUGAUAUCCAAAACAGAAACACACCUGAUAACGAUGUCCAGGAAGUCGAAGCUGAUGCUGAGAUCGAAAAACUACGUAUCCCUAUUCCUGAAAUGGCUCAUGAGCCAGAGAACUUGCCUAUUUCUGCAGGCUUGGAUUUAGAUUCACCUGCUGUUGAUAAAACCAACUUAGCCUGUGCACAUUCCUCAAAAUAUAAUUCACCUCUUGCUAGCAUUACAUCACUGCCUGUUGUUGUAGAAAGGGUGGACUUUGAAAAAUUACAUUUUACCUCUACCGAUCAAGAUACUCCGGUGACUGCUAAAAGGCCUUUUAGAGCCACUAAGGAAAAAAGCAGAGAAAAAAUGAAGAAAAUGUUAGACAAUAUUAAUGAAAGCACGAUUUAUGAAUCGUUGUUUUCUUCAGAUUCAGACUCAGAAGAAUACCAACCUUUAUCAAGCUCAAGUGAUGAAGAUAAUGAUAAUGCCUCUAAGAGACAAAAACUGUCAGUAAAAAGAAAUGUUACACAGGAAGCCAAAACUAAUAAGAAGCCAAAACUGAAUCAAGAAAAAAAUAAACCGCAUGAAACUGAUUUAAUUCUUGCACAAGAAGGAACUCAGGGGGCUGGUCUUGAAGAG
Homalodisca vitripennis (glassy-winged sharpshooter) is the source of this 1091-nucleotide messenger RNA. RefSeq lists its product as uncharacterized. The annotation marks the transcript as partial. The transcript is spliced from 3 exons. The record is from RefSeq and is a predicted model, not a curated record. NCBI's taxonomy places the organism in Eukaryota, Metazoa, Arthropoda, Insecta, Hemiptera, Cicadellidae.